This is a messenger RNA of Sciurus carolinensis (gray squirrel), 1110 nucleotides long. It is a transcript of the gene Ankrd37, whose product is annotated as ankyrin repeat domain 37. The transcript is spliced from 4 exons. The record is from RefSeq and is a predicted model, not a curated record. Lineage: Eukaryota; Metazoa; Chordata; Mammalia; Rodentia; Sciuridae. Gene Ontology annotation, molecular function: protein binding. The coding region runs from base 492 to 971 and encodes 159 amino acids.
UCCAGAGGGAUUAAGGUUUGGCACGGUGGCAGCCUACGUGUCAAUCUGUGCAAGUCUCAUGGCCGCCGCAGAACGCAACGGGCGUUGAAAUUCUCCCCACCCUCUUCCUUCUCGGCGCGCGUGUAUUGGGACUCUCUGGGGAGGCCCAGGGCUCCGCCCCGAAGCGGGCGGAUCCAGUGCGGCCCGGCACGGCCAAUCGGCUAGCAGACCCCCACUUACUGCCACUUCACCCUCCUCAGCCUGUUUUGUCGGGUUCCGGGUCGCACGUGUCAAUGUUUGUGUACGUGCAGAUGCAGCAGCAGGGCUGGUAAAGUUCCGGCAGCUGGGGAUUAGGCUGCUGGGGCGCGGCAGCAAGGGACCCGCCCUCUAGCCCUGGCAGUCUCUAAAUUCUCUGGCACCUGGGCGGCCCAUUGCACUCACCUGCCAGGCUGCAGCAAGUGUCCCACCGCUCUGCACUCCUAGAGACUCUAGUUCUCUGCUUUAGGUUGGAGAUGCUGUUGCUCGAUUGCAAUCCGGAGGUAGACAGCCUGAAGUAUCUGCUGGAGGCGGGGGCUUCUGUCAACGCACCCCCAGAUCCUUGUGAGCAGUCGCCUGUCCACUUAGCUGCAGGUGGCGGCUUUGCUUGUUUUCUUCUCUGGCAGCUGCAGACAGGUGCUGAUCUCAACCAACAGGAUGUUUUGGGAGAGGCUCCACUCCACAAGGCAGCAAAAGUUGGAAGCCUGGAAUGCCUUAGCCUCCUUGUAGCUGGUGAUGCCCAAAUUGAUUUAUGUAAUAAGAAUGGGCAAACAGCUGAAGAUCUUGCUUGGUCAUGUGGAUUCCCAGAAUGUGCCAAGUUUCUUACAACAAUUAAAUGUAUGCAGAUAAUAAAAUCAAGUGAACAAUCUGAUGGGGAUCACUGUGUUCCAGUGGUCAGACAGAAACGUAGUUUUGGAAGCACAGAAAAUACAAAUGGGAAAAGGAGGUGCUGGUAAGUGACUUAUAGCUGAUUCUUCCUUUCUCGCUCAAGAAUCUCUUUCUAGCAUAGAAUUUAUUGUUUCACUUAAGUAUUAUUAUUCUUAUUUCUAAUAUUGUUUCUUCAUUCAUAUUUUAAUAGUGGUUACAGUUACUACU